Molecule: messenger RNA, 309 nt
Organism: Peronospora farinosa
Lineage: Eukaryota; Oomycota; Peronosporomycetes; Peronosporales; Peronosporaceae
Source: the annotation of a GenBank genome assembly
AUGCCAGAAACGUCGGAGAUGCACCCGUCAGCGAAGGCUGUCGAUGGAGGUAGCGCACCUGACACGCCUCAAUAUACGGAAAGAGAUUUAACGGGUCAGCAUGGAGAGAGAAAACGCGGCCGUGAAGAAUACAUGGCAGGGGUGGAGCGCCGCAUCGAAGCGUACGAGAAUUGUGCGACGGCCAUCAUAGCAGCGACAACGUUUCUGCAGGAGCUUAGCGGUCAUUUGAAUGCCAUGCAGCUAUCCACGCAGCAACUGAACGCGUUUACCGGUGGAUGGCUGGCGGUGUGGAAGCGGUCAUCAGCCUAA